Molecule: messenger RNA, 1994 nt
Organism: Zingiber officinale
Lineage: Eukaryota; Viridiplantae; Streptophyta; Magnoliopsida; Zingiberales; Zingiberaceae
Product: probable lysophospholipase BODYGUARD 3
Exons: 3
Coding region: 243-1712 (489 amino acids)
Source: RefSeq, a predicted model, not a curated record
AAAUCCACCCCAUCCCAUUACUACCAUUUAGCAUUAGAUCACUCUUUAUUUACUUCUUCCUUUCCCUUCUCGUGGGCUGCCUCCUCACUCUUCCUCCCCUCUGCUCUGUUCUCCUCUCCUCUCCUCUGCUUUGCCGGUGGUUGUAGCUCCGAACCUCACAAGCCACCCGAAACCCAAACCCGCAAGCCACAUUGCUAAUAUAGAUUUAGCAGCAGGGCGAGGGGAGUGGCGGAGGAGGCGCGAUGAAGGGCGGCGGCGGCGGCGGCGGCAAGAGUGGCGGUGAUCAGUCCUUGCUCACUCUCGCUGGGGAGCUGCUCAACGCUGGCGUCAGCUUCCUCGUCUUCUCCUUCCUCGACGUCCUCGACGUCGUCCUCUGCCUCGUCUACAAGCUCAUAGACUACUUCAUCGAAGCUGAGUGGAAGCCCUGCUACUGCUGCAGCUCUUACGCCGGAGGCAUGGUCGCUGGCGGCGGUAGCAGCUUCCUCUUGUCCGUCAACAGAGGUCCCAAAGUGGUCCGCCUCUGCUCCGCCAAGCUCCAACUCGAGGACGUCUCCGACACGCUCUACUCCCGCCCCUCCCGCGUCUCCGAGUUUUCCCGCAAGGCAGCCGUCGCCGUCGCCGCGAACACCAGCAUGUCGGUAAAAUCGCCAGCGCCGCCGGCCGCCUCCUUCGCCGUCAGCGCCAACGUGAUAGAGAUGCUCCGGGGGAAAAUCGACGGCCGACGGCAUCGGCGGCCCCAGCCCAUUCCGCUCUGGUCCGACUGCGACUGCAAGGUCUGCAACUCCUGGAGCAGCUCCUCCUCCUCCGGGGGCGAAUCCCGGCUCUACGUCCACACCGACGGCCCUGGAGACGGCCGGCGGGGGACGACGUCCACCGACGUGCUGUUCAUCCACGGUUUUAUUUCCUCCUCCACGUUCUGGACCGAGACGGUGUUCCAGGAGUUCACCGAGGAGACGCGGUCGCGUCACCGGCUCUUCGCCGUCGACCUGCUCGGCUUCGGUCGGAGCCCCAAGCCGGCGGACUCCCUCUACACUCUGCGAGAGCACAUCGACAUGAUCGAGAAGUCGGUGCUGCAGGUCCACGACAUCAAAUCCUUCCACAUUGUCGCCCACUCUCUCGGCUGCAUCAUCGCGCUCGCCCUCGCCGUCCGCCACCCCGAAGCCGUCAAGUCCCUCACCUUGCUCUCGCCGCCAUACUUUCCGGUGCCGAGAGGGGAGGAGCCGACGCAGUUCGUAAUGCGGCAGGUGGCGCCCCGCCGGGUGUGGCCGGCGAUCGCCUUCGGCGCCUCCAUGGCAUGCUGGUACGAGCACGUGAGCAGGACAAUUUGCCUGCUCAUCUGCAAGAACCACCGGAUUUGGGACUUCCUCUUCAAAUUCUUCACCCGAAACCGGAUUCGGACGUUCAUGAUCGAGGUGUUCAUGUGCCACACGCACAACGCAGCGUGGCACACGCUGCACAACGUCAUCUGCGCGAGCGCGGAGAAGAUGGAGAGCUACCUGGAGACGGUGCGGGAGAAGCUGAGCUGCGACGUCCGGGUCUUCCACGGUGACGGCGACGAGCUCCUCCCCGUCGAGUGCAGCUACGACCUGGCGGCCAAAGUCCCCCGCGCCCGGGUCAAGGUCUUCCAGAAGAAGGACCACGUCACUAUCCUCGUCGGUCAGCAGAGGGCCUUCGCCAGAGAGCUGGAGCAGAUUUGGAGGGACAACGAUUGAUUAAUCCAUUGAGGUGGAGAAAGAAGAAGAAGUACACGGCCGAAACAGGGGCCGCGUCUCGUCUGAAUUAUAUUAAUUUUCUCUGCUCAUAGGAAUUAAUUAAUCGAUUAAUACUGAUUAAAUCCUCUUCUUGAUUCUGCAUUUUAAUUCUUCUCUUCCACUCCUGUUAAUUAGAUCUGGAAGGGGGAAUAGUGUCGAUACUUGGGGCCGGGGCUUGCUCUGCCGGUGAAGUCUACGAAAAGUUAAUACAAUAUAUAAGCAAAUUAAUGUUACAGUUGUGAA